UCCGGUCCGCCUGUCAGUUUGUCUAUUUAACUGCAUUUUGAAACCCGGAAGGCCGGAGCUAGGGUUUGCCGUAGCCGACUUGUUCCCGCGCCAGCUCACGGUCUACCUCGUCGGCGGAAAUGGUGAAGGGGCGAGAAGGCGAGCGCGUCAGGCUCUACGUCUGUGGGAGGAUCCUCGGGUACAAGAGAUCUAAGUCGAACCAGUACGAGAACACAUCGCUGGUACAGAUCGAGGGGGUGAACACUAAGGAGGAGGUCGACUGGUACUUGGGGAAGAGAAUGGCCUAUAUCUACAAGGCGGCCACGAAGAAAAAUGGAACGCCGUACCGGUGCAUUUGGGGAAAGGUCUGCCGUCCGCACGGGAACAGUGGGGUCGUCCGUGCUAAAUUCAAGACCAAUUUGCCGCCUAAGUCCAUGGGUUCAAGAGUUAGGGUUUUUAUGUACCCUAGCAACAUAUGAGGGCUAGAUGAUCUGAAGAUCCAAAUUGAUUGAGAUGAUUCAGCCUGUGAGUUGAGUUGGUUCUGUCUGAACUUGGACUUGAUUUUUGAACCUGUUCUGUUUGGUGGAUAAACAAAACUGAAGAUUUGUUGAGUGUAAGAAGAGUGGAUGAGGCAGAUGCAGCGGAUGAGAUACAUAGAAUGUAAGGAGGAUGAGGGUGAACUUUUGCCGCACAUCUUAUCAUCCACAUUUUACGGAGACCAUCUGAAGCUCAUUCAGAUUUGUGAUACAGCCGGUUGAUCAAUUAAGUAUUAACAGCAUUUCAGUUGGGGCGUUUGAGGUUUUUAAGCUGUCAAUUUUACAUUGUACAAUAUAUUUUAAAUAAAAUAUAAAAUAUUUUUUUACCCAAAACAUAAGCUUAACAAUAUUCAUAAAGAUAUUGACAAUCUUUGCA
Messenger RNA from Zingiber officinale, 891 nucleotides. Its product is annotated as 60S ribosomal protein L35a-3. The record is from RefSeq and is a predicted model, not a curated record. Lineage: Eukaryota; Viridiplantae; Streptophyta; Magnoliopsida; Zingiberales; Zingiberaceae. Gene Ontology annotation, cellular component: cytosolic large ribosomal subunit; ribosome. Gene Ontology annotation, biological process: ribosomal large subunit biogenesis; cytoplasmic translation. Gene Ontology annotation, molecular function: structural constituent of ribosome. The transcript is spliced from 5 exons. The coding region runs from base 120 to 458 and encodes 112 amino acids.